AUGAAAGAGCAGCGUCUUUACGCCGCAGAAUGCCUCCACAGUCUGAAGUGCGCACUGGAUCCUCCACAGCUCCCUCCUCUCAGCUCCGCGACCCCGCGCUCCAAACUUGCGCAUCAGAGGCUUCGGGACAGUUGUUCCCACAACAGGGAGCGCCCCGAAUUAUUAGCUUCUCUGAGGCCUCUGAAGCUGCACUGUCUGGACACAUCAGGAGGCCCAGGAUCACAGCUCAAGGAAACUCUUGUCCGUUUGCUGAGUCCUUUCCCUAUAUUCAAUUCAUUAAAAGAGGCUCAGAAACGAGCUGUUUCAAAUUGUGACGUGCACCAAUCCGUGACGUCAAAAGUGGGGAUUGACAGCGGGGAGAAACAGAACCAGCAAAUCAGCACCGUCUAUGCUGUGACACCACCAAAAACUGUUCCAGAACUACAGUUACCUUGA
Messenger RNA from Knipowitschia caucasica, 435 nucleotides. NCBI's taxonomy places the organism in Eukaryota, Metazoa, Chordata, Actinopteri, Gobiiformes, Gobiidae. The record is from the annotation of a GenBank genome assembly.